Biomphalaria glabrata is the source of this 3173-nucleotide messenger RNA. RefSeq names its product cytochrome b-245 light chain-like. Gene Ontology annotation, biological process: superoxide anion generation. The transcript is spliced from 6 exons. Gene Ontology annotation, molecular function: heme binding. Gene Ontology annotation, cellular component: NADPH oxidase complex. Bases 112 to 630 code for a protein of 172 amino acids. Lineage: Eukaryota; Metazoa; Mollusca; Gastropoda; Planorbidae. The record is from RefSeq and is a predicted model, not a curated record.
GUUUAGAGCUAAUAGUAGAGAUGAAAAUGCAUUAGAUCUAGAUCUAGUCUAGAUAUAGAUAGAGAUCUAUUGAGACAUACGCUAGUCUAGAUAUAAUAUCUAGAUCUAGCUAUGGGUAAAAUUGAAUGGGCCAUGUGGGCAAAUGAGCAGGCCAUUGUCAGCUGCUUUGUGACCAUACUUUGUGGAGUAUUGGCUGUCAGUGGUCAGUUCAAUUUAUGGGGCAUUGGAGUUUAUGCUAUUUUGAAAGGAAUAGUCACAUUUCUCAUAGAAUAUCCACGAGGUAAACGCCAAAAAGGUACAUCUUACCCAAGAAGAUUUCAACAUCUAUUAUCCAUACUUAUAAGUAAAGGAAGACUUUUGACACGCAAUUACUUUGUUAGAUUUGUGUUUUACUUAUGUGUCAGUGUGCCUUGCUGUUUUAUGUUGCCAACUAUUCUGGGUGCUCUGUGCUACAUGAUAACUAGUCUAAUUUACCUUGUGGCAGCAAUUAAGGGAGAGCAAUGGCAGCCCAUUGAAGUAGACAAAGAGGAAACUGGACCAAAAGUUAUUGAACAGCCACGAAGACCACCACCAAGGAGACCAGAUGUUUCUCAGAGAGGGCCACAAGAGAUUAACUCGAACCAAGUGUAACAUACUAACUUUAUUAUCUUCACAUUUAUUUUUGAGUGAGAUUUUCCAAAUCUUAUUUGUUUUAUUAUUUGUAACUCUGCCCAACAGUCAUUAUGAAUUUCAAUAACUCAUCAUGAUUUGUGAACAUAGCUAUGUAUCCUUCUUUUUAAACAUAAUAUAUAUAUAUAUAAUGUGACAUACACAUUUCAUGUCAAAACGUCCCAUUCCAAAAUGACCAUUAGAUCAAAAUGCACACGCUAAAAUAACUCUGUUAAAAUGGAUUGUUUCAAUUUGUUCAUCCUGUACACUAGUCUUUCAUUUUUGUUUGUUUUGCUCUUAUCUAACUUCAUGUUUAUACUUAAUACUUAUUUGUGGCUAUUGAAGGUAUUACAGCUAAAAUAUGAAGUUGAUUUUAUUUUAUGUUCAUUUUAAUUCCAUUUAAUUCCAGUAAUAGUUAGUCCGAAACACAAUCCAGUGAUCCUACUUUGAUCAAUUUCCAUUUGUCACAGCUCUUUUAAGCCUGCAAUCAAUUGAAACUAUGUAGACUAGUAUCUCACCACAGUCAUAAGAACACAUGUCAAAUGUUAUUCUUUAUUGGUGACUUCACACAUGGUCUUCUGCCUUCUCUAACAUUCGUGUGGUCAUUAUCUCAUUCAUCCCAACUAACCUAUUCAAGUAAAAUGAAAUUUUACAUACACACUCUUUCAUCUGUGACAUCUUACCCCUUUUUUAAGUAUAAUCAAAUUUAAUAGCAUAUAACAAAACAAUUAUUAGGCAUUGCCAACCACACAAAAAAAAGUUUGAACUUUAUUGGUACUAUUUAAUCAUUAUAGAAAGUUCAUACCAGAUUUUGUUCAGAUGACUCAACCCCAGUGAUUCUAAUAUGUGCUUUGCCAGUUAACAUGAUGUUACCACUGUAAACUAAGAGGAAUUUGUUGUCCAUCAGAAAUGGACUAUCUAUCUCGACUGCUGUGGGAUACUUUUCCAUUGUUCCCCUGAAUGUAGAACAUUGCACAUUGAUGAGGUUGCAAGAUAUUGUUUCACACCAAUCAUGGUUCAGCCAUUGCUCUCAUUCAUUCCAACUAACCUGAACAAAUGAAAUUAGUUAAUACAUACACACUUUUAUUUGUGGCACCGUCAAUGCCCAGUAGAAAUGUUAUCUACCACAUUAACAAAAUAUUUGUUUCCUUCAAACUUCCAUCAUCUACACAUGCCCAACGCAUCAUCCACUGAUCUAGCUCACUACAUCAUCAACACAUCUAGUUCAUUGUUAGAUCUACAGAUCUGGUUUAAUAUAUUUCAGAGAUAUUUAUUAUUUUCAGUAUAUCAAACUUUGCAAUCAAUUAUUUUGUCCUUAUUUUAUUUUUUUUAGACAUUAUAAUUAUAAUAAAUUGAUGGUUUUGAAGAACAACUUUGUACAUAUAUUUGUUUUUAUUAUACUGAGAAUUAUUUGCUAUUGUCUAUUUGAUUGAGUUUGAUAUGUUAUGCUUUAAAAAAAAUAACAGCAAUGAAAUACAAGUCUAUAUUCCCAAAUUUUUUUUUUGUCAUUGGGAGGGAAGAACAAUGAUGUGAUGUUAAAAUACAUUCUACAACAUCAUACAGAAUUUAUUUUUCACUCAAUUGUGACAUAUUCAUUUGGGGCACCAAAAUCUGGAGAAAGUGGUAUAUUGUUAUUGUAUUGAAGGGGCAGCAUGCAAUUAUUAAGUAAAUUACACUAAUAAUUACUGUAACUUAAAGGGUAUGCUGAAGCUCAUAAUAGAACUAAAGAUAACCAAAUAUUAUUUAUUUAUUUAGUGCACUGACAUAUAAAGAUUCAUGAUAUUUGAUUCAUUAUAAAUUUCAUACUUUUAUGCAUAAUAUUUUCUUGUUAUAUACUCUAAAUAUAUACAUUCCUUGAUGUACACUUUUUUUUAUUUACCUUUGUAUAUAUAACUGCUGUGAUACUUAUAAAUUGUAUUGUGAUGAGGAGGUACACUCUUUGGAGUGUUUUGACGAUUUCGUUUGUACUUUAGUAAUUACUGAUUGUUGAAAUCAUUUUUAGUUUUCUUACUGUGGGACUACUGAAUCUGUUGUGCAGGAUUUAUGUGUUUCUGUAUUAUUUUAUUAGAUUCACUUUAUUUUACCUUUCUGCUCCUCUGAAAAUUUGUUGAAGGGAGUUCUAGAAGACAGUUUUUAUCUAGGUGUAAGACCAGAUGGAGAUUUUGUGUGUGUGUGUGGCCUUAACUUCAUCAGUGCAUCUUUUUCUUGUCUUACUCUCAGAGCUGACUGGUUGGUUAGCCAAAACAUUAUCCUUCAUACCACAACACAUUUAAACAUCUUUGUUUUAUUUAAGUGUGUUGAAUUGAACAUCUGCUACAUUUUUUUAAAUUUCUGAAUUGUUUUAGAAGCUACAAAUGUCUACACAAAGCAACAUUAUCCAUUUCCUCAACAUUUAUUGCAUAGAUUAUCAUGUUUUUUUUUUAUAUAUUAUACUUUUUUUGUGUGCUUUUUUUUUAUUGUACAUACCCUGACCUAUACAUGUAACUUUCACAUUCCUGAAUAAAAAAAGAAUUACAAUUUAAUAA